Messenger RNA from Scomber japonicus (chub mackerel), 3392 nucleotides. RefSeq names its product retinoblastoma-like 1 (p107) (gene rbl1). Gene Ontology annotation, biological process: negative regulation of G1/S transition of mitotic cell cycle; cell differentiation; regulation of transcription by RNA polymerase II. The record is from RefSeq and is a predicted model, not a curated record. Gene Ontology annotation, cellular component: transcription regulator complex; chromatin; nucleus. NCBI's taxonomy places the organism in Eukaryota, Metazoa, Chordata, Actinopteri, Scombriformes, Scombridae. Gene Ontology annotation, molecular function: RNA polymerase II transcription regulatory region sequence-specific DNA binding.
GUGGAAGAAGCAGCUGGGAGGAGGUGUUGUUGUUGUUGUGGUUGUGUUUUUAACUUUGCGAGCCGUCAAAAACAAAAAACAACUUAACUGUACGAAUGCGGGGAGAAGAGUCGUCUGAUUCCGAGUCGGGGAGGAUGGAGGAGAGCUCGGUCCGGAGGAGUUUGGAGACGUUGUGUCAGGAGUUGAACAUGGACGAGCAGACGGCCACUGAAGCCAUGGACAACUUCACUGCCAUCUGGGACACAUACACACUGGAGGGAGAAGUUGUCCACUGGCUCGCCUGUUCUCUGUACGCAGCCUGCAGGAAAGGAUCCACUCCCACCGUCGGUAAAGGACUGAUGGAGGGAAACUGUGUCUCUCUCACCAGGAUCCUCCGCUCCUCCAAACUCAGUUUGAUCCAGUUCUUCUCUAAAAUGAGGAAGUGGGCCGACAUGUCCAACCUGUGUCAGGACUUCCGGCUGCGGAUGGAUCGGCUGGAGCGCAACUUCGAGGUUUCCACGGUGAUAUUCCGCAAGUUCGAGCCGAUCUUCAUGGAUAUGUUUCAGAAUCCGGGAGGAGAGCCGCCGAGGCAGCCGCGCAGCAGGAAACACAGACGGUUGCCGUGUCACAUCAGUGAUGUGUUCAAGUUCUGCUGGACGCUGUUUGUCUACACAAAAGGUAACUUCCGUAUGAUCGGUGAUGACCUGGUGAACUCGUACCACCUGCUGCUCUGCUGUCUGGAUCUGGUGUUUGGCAACGCUCUGCUGUGUGCAAACAGGAAGGACCUCAUCAACCCCACAUUCAGAGGUCUACCGGCUGCCUACCGCACCGACGGCCACGUUUCCCAGGACGGGCUUCCUCCGUGCGUGUUGGAUAAGUUGUGCGAGCUGCAUGACGGACUGGUGGUCGAAGCGAAAGGCAUCAAACAGCACUACUUCAAACCUUACAUCCAGAAACUCUUCCAGAAACAGAUCCUGAAAGGUAACGACGAGCUUUUGACAGAAAUGCUGGAUCCUCAGAACUUCAUUGAUAACAAUAAAGCCAUAAACAGAGAGUAUGAGGAGUACGUGUUGACGGUGGGAGACUUUGAUGAGCGAGUGUUUCUCGGAGCCGACGCCGACGAGGAAAUCGGCACCCCGAGGAAAAUCGUUCAGGAACCUUCAGCCAGUCAGACGACGGCUCACAGCCAGCUGCAGCAGCACGUAGAGAAGUCGGGCUCUCUCGCCCCCUCCACCCCUCUAACAGGUCGAGUCUACCUGAAGGAGAAGGACCUGCUCGUCACGCCCGUUUCCUCGGCGACGCAGAGUGUCACCCGGCUACAGAGCAUGGUGGCCGGUUUACGGACCGCACCCAGCGAUCACCUGACGCAGAUUUUCAAGUCUUGCUCCAGAGAUCCAACCGAGUCCAUCCUGGCUCGAGUCAAGACGCUCGGACAAACCUUUAAAGAACAUUACACCAACGACUCAGAGGACACGUCCGGGUCUCAUAUAGAUUUUGCAGAGAACCGACUGAAGCUUGCUGAGAUCCUUUACUAUAAGAUCCUGGAGUACGUCAUGGUGCAGGAGACCAAACGGCUGCACGGCAAAGACAUGAGCGUUUUAUUAGAGCAGGAUAUCUUCCACUGCUCCCUGAUGGCUUGCUGUCUGGAGGUGGUGUUGUUCUCCUACAGCUCCCAGAGAACCUUCCCCUGGAUCAUCAACGUCUUCAAGCUGCCCCCCUUCUACUUCUUUAAGGUGAUCGAGGUGUUUAUCCGCUCAGAGGAGGGUUUGUCCAGAGACAUGGUGAAGCACCUGAACUUGAUCGAGGAGCAGGUUCUGGAGAGCAGAGCAUGGACCGCUGACUCGUCCCUGUGGAGCGCUCUGCAGGCCGCCGGGAACAAAGUGCCAACAGUGGAGGAGGUGAAUUUUACCUCCAGUUUAGACUCUGGUUCUGGUUCUGGUUCUAGUUCUGGUUCUUCUUUGGGAGUUCAGUCCCACCUUCCUCUGGUCGCUCUCUCACCCAUCAUCCACCCCCGAAAGGAGUUCAGGUCAGGACUGGGCAGCGCUCGAAAAGACGUUCCUCCCUCUCCUCUCUCGGUACAUGACAGGUACAGCUCGCCGGCGGCCGGCAGCGCCAAGCGUCGUCUCUUCGGUGACGACCCUCCGGCUGUGACGUCGAGUUUGAUCACAGGUUUGAGUCCGAUGUCGUCUCCCGCCAAAAGGCUGACGUUUGGAUCGAGCAGCACUCUGAAGAUCGGAGGUCCGGGUUCUCAGACCACCGUCCUGAGUUUCCCACUGCAAGGUUUAAGUAACGAGCGCACCGUCACGCUGAUCCCAGUCCAGCCCUGUGACUCUUCAGGAACCAUCACGGCUCAGUUCCUGCUGACCGCCUCACCGAGCCGUGCUGCAGCCGUGACCUCUGACCCCCAGACAGGAAGUGGACGGCCGAGACGCACCGGGUCACUCGCUCUGUUCUUCAGGAAGGUGUAUCAUCUAGCCAGUGUGCGUCUCAGAGAUCUGUGUGUGAAGCUCGACGUUUCCUCGGAGCUUCGAGGGAAGAUCUGGACGUGUUUCGAACACUCUCUGGUUCACGCCACCGACCUGAUGAGAGACCGACACCUGGACCAGCUGCUGCUCUGCAGCGUCUACAUCAUCUCCAAAAUCACUAAAGAGACUCACACCUUCCAGGACAUCAUGAAGUGUUAUCGCAGCCAACCACAAGCCAGCAGCCAUGUUUACCGCAGCGUCUUACUGCGUCGGACUCCCAGAGAACAGGUGGCCGAUGAGAACAUGGAGGUGGAUCCUGCAUCAGGUGGCGAAUCCGCAGAGAAAACCAAUCAGGUUUCAGGAGCAGCCAACGCCGACCAAUCAGGAGAGGAGGAGCGCGGUGACCUCAUCCAGUUCUACAACAGCGUCUUCGUGCUGAAGAUGAAAAGCUUCGCUCUGCGUUACGCUACACACGAUAACCGGGCGGACGCUCCUCCUCUCUCUCCGUUCCCGUCGGUUCGAGCUCAGCCUCUGUCUCCUCGUCGCAUCUCUCAGAGACACUCGCUCUACGUUUCUCCUCACAAGAACUCUGCAGGCUGCUUAACACCCAACUCCUACACGUACAGGAUCAACAGCAGCCCGUCCAAGGAGUUAUCGGACAUCAACCGAAUGAUCCGUCAGGGCAGCGUGAGCAGGAAGCGGGCGUUCACCAUGGAGGGCGACAUGAUGAUGUCAUCGGCGUGCGACUCCCCCAGUAAGAGGGCGUGCCCCGAGAACGGCAGCAGCCCCGACGUCCUGCUGAAGCGGUUGCAGGAUGUCGUGUCGGAGCGGCAGAGUCACUGACGGACUUCCUGUUACAUGAAGAGAAACGUUUCAGGUAACGUUUCUCUUCACUUCCUGUUUAUCUUUAUAUAUAUUUUAUAUAUAUAUUAUGACCUCAUCGUCGUA